Tuber melanosporum (Perigord truffle) is the source of this 887-nucleotide messenger RNA. RefSeq lists its product as uncharacterized. The record is from RefSeq and is a predicted model, not a curated record. Lineage: Eukaryota; Fungi; Ascomycota; Pezizomycetes; Pezizales; Tuberaceae. Bases 56 to 565 code for a protein of 169 amino acids. The transcript has 3 exons.
AACAUACCCCAACUCCACCUUCUACUAGUUCAAGAUCCAGCCAAGAAUAUACAAAAUGAGUGGUACCACCUCCUUCUCGGGUGCCCAAACCUCUUACAUCGAUAAAUCCUUAGUCCUAUCCACCCCUCCGGACUCUGAAUCCGAGGACACUUACGCAACGCGCAGCAAGUCACAACCCACAAGAAGGAUUCCCGAUCCUACCCCAACCGGAAGUUACUGGUCGCAUCAGCAAAGCAAUUCCGAGAAGCCCGCCGGCCCUCAGCCUGAGAGUUCAGCCACCAUCAAUCUGCAUCUUGGUGACGAUAACGAUGGUUGCGGUAUCAUGCAGAAUUCUUUCAAUACAACUAUUACUUACAGCGGAGAGAAAAUAUCUGAGAUUGAACGUGUCAUGGGAAGCGGGCCUCAAUUCAAAUCUCAGCCUACGAUAGUUGCUAGUGCUGGUAAACGCAACAAAAAUUCCAUCCAAUUUAGGGAUGUCGGAGCCACGCGUAUUAUUAUCAACGACGGCACAAAGGUCGAGGAUGCGCAUCAGAGGCAGAAGCGGAAAGGCCCUGACUCCAGCUAGAGCUCAGAAUUCUAUCCGCUAACUUAGCACCCAUGCAUAGACACCAUCGCCAACAUCCACCAAAGGCCCAUGUUUUACCGUUUUUCUUUCUUUCUUUUUUUUUUCGUUUUUGCAUUCUUUGCGCUUCAUGAUCUACCACGUCGCGCUCGUUUCAACCGCACAAUUCCCCUUCUACUCUCUCCUCAACUCGAAGAAACCUUUCGCACCAUUUUUGCAUAUGAUAGCAGCACUUUGUACUAUCAUACUUUUUUUUUGUCCUAUUAAUGGUGCCAUUUAUCUACCACUGUGACCGCCAUUUUAUAUAGUGACCGUUGUUGCUUCA